Molecule: messenger RNA, 4182 nt
Organism: Rhincodon typus (whale shark)
Lineage: Eukaryota; Metazoa; Chordata; Chondrichthyes; Orectolobiformes; Rhincodontidae
Product: polycomb protein SCMH1-like
Exons: 17
Coding region: 753-2660 (635 amino acids)
Biological process (GO): regulation of DNA-templated transcription
Cellular component (GO): nucleus
Molecular function (GO): protein binding
Source: RefSeq, a predicted model, not a curated record
UGUACUUUUUUCGAGUCACAUCUAAAUGGGGGUCUCACUCUCUUUUUUUCUCUCUCUCUCUCUUCACUGCGCAGUCCUCAAACAUGGCGGAGACUGAUUGAAAUCUAAGCUUUGAGACACGCCAGAGGGGAGGGGAAAGACACAGACUGGAAAAAAAAAGCAGCCCUCGAUUGGAACAAAUAUCAUUGUCCUUGGAGACUUCUGAUCCUAAGGCAUGCUGGGCGUUGAGGUCACUAAUUGGAUUUAAAACUUGACAAUUACUUGGAAUUGAUGAAUGACGGGGAAAGGGACAUUGCAGCUUUCAGAGCUAUGAUGGGGACUGAAGCCUAAAUGUGUGUGGAACAGUUUUAAAUCACCAGCAAUUUGUCCUUCACAAAAGCACAAAUCUUUUGAAGGAUUCAGAUCCUAGCUGGUUUGAGUCCAUCGACAGUGUGUUCUGUACAAUGAGAAAACCAGGACCUCAAAAAGUGUUUGAUGUCCCAUCACAGUCUGAAAUAUGAGCACAUCUGUCAACAGGAGUAUUAACACAAUCCCAUCUACUGUUUGAGACAUUCUCUUGAAUUUAAGUUAUAGAUUGGAAAGAUGGAAAACGACAAAAGUAUGCUCGGAGUGGUCGCCCAUCGAAUACUCCAUCUCCAUAUCAAGGUCAUUUCAGUUGGGACAAAUACCUUAAGGAGACAGGCGCUGUUGCUGCCCCUCCCCAUUGCUUUAAGCAGUCGUUUACUCCACCUGUAAAUGAGUUCAAGAUUGGAAUGAAGCUGGAGGCUCAGGAUCCCCGGAACGUUACCUCGACCUGCAUCGCUACGGUUGUUGGAAUCACGGGCGCUCGCUUGCGACUGCGUCUCGAUGGCAGCGACAACAAAAACGAUUUCUGGCGACUAGUGGACUCGGCUGAAAUUCAACCAAUUGGAAAUUGCGAAAAGAAUGCAGGAAUGCUUCAGCCACCUCUAGGCUUUCGACUGAAUGCCUCUUCGUGGCCCAUGUUCUUGCUGAAAACUCUAAGUGGAGCAGAAAUGGCACCGGUCAGAAUAUUUCACAAGGAACCACCAUCGCCUUCCCAGAACUUUUACAAAGUGGGGAUGAAACUGGAGGCAGUCGACCGGAAGAAUCCGCAUUUUAUUUGUCCAGCAACGAUUGGAGAAGUGAGAGGCUCUGAAGUGUUGGUGACAUUUGAUGGCUGGCGAGGUGCUUUUGAUUACUGGUGUCGAUAUGACUCUCGGGACAUGUUCCCUGUGGGAUGGUGUUCUCUGACCGGAGAUAACCUGCAACCGCCAGGAACAAAGGUGGUCAUCUCGAAGAAUCUAUCCGCGCCGUCAGAGGUGAAUUCAGAGAAGCAGAGCAUGCAGACGUCGGUGGACGUCAUUUCAGAGCGACUUACCGUUCAGCGGGGCCGCAAGCCGAGGAGGAAGAAAAGCCGCAUGGUCCAGCCACCCUGUGUGCACAAACCCGAAAUGCAGCACCCUGUCCCCUCGCUCACCAAACCAGUGGAACCAUUAAAAAUCCCAAAGAAGAGAGGCCCAAAGCCUGGGAGCAAGCGGAAACCCCGUGCCCUACAGAAUCCUGUGCCAACCUCCCCUACCUCGAGUACGCCAGAGCCAGACACGAGUACAGUUCCUCAAGAUGCAGCCACUGUCCCCAGCACAGCCAUUAUGCAGUCGCCAACAGUCUGUGUUUACUUGAACAAAAAUGGCAAUUCAGGACCACACCUAGACAGAAAAAAGGUACAGCAACUUCCAGAUCACUUUGGACCUGCUCGAGCUUCAGUUGUUCUGCAACAGGCUGUUCAAGCCUGCAUAGAUUGUGCGUACAACCAGAAAAUGGUGUUCUCCUUCCUGAAACAAGGCCAUGGUGGAGAGGUGAUCUCUGCCACAUUUGACUGUGAACAGCACACAUUAAACCUGCCAGCAGUAAACAGUGUUGUCUACGCCCUGCGCUUUCUGGAGAAGCUGUGCCACAGUCUGCGGUGUGAUAACCUCUUUGGGAAUCAGCCUUUCAGUCAGAUCAGUGCAGCUAAUCACAACACAAUGGAGUACGGAAGCGACCGGUUCAUGCCAGGCAAAAACGAAUCAUCAGAGGCAGCUGUUCAGGGCCCAGGAAGAGGGACAAAAAGAUACACACAAGAUUCCCCACCGUUCAGUGCACCUCUAUCACCCAAACUACCAAAAACCGAUCGACAUCCUUCAGAAGCUGAAACUUUUAUAUUGGAGGAUGUGCACCCAGGUCCCAUGGAACACCGGCUAGAUCCCAUGGAUUCUGCCCUUAAUUCAGUGAAUUCGUCCAGCCUUCCGUGUAGGAAUUCCAGGGAUUUCCGAGCCUAUCGAUCUCUGCAUCACUCAAUGAGCCUAACGCAAAGUAAUACAGGAACCUUGCGACAGCUUAGUUCUGGGGGUUCUGACAGGUUUAUGGGAGCACGGGAUCCACCUCGUUUGAUCAGCAGAGAUCCAACCAGCUGGACUGUAGAGGAUGUGAUGCAGUUUGUUCGUGAUGCAGAUCCACAGUCUCUGGGCCCUCACGCAGACCUGUUCCGAAAGCAUGAAAUUGAUGGGAAGGCAUUGCUUUUGUUACGGAGUGACAUGGUGAUGAAAUAUAUGGGACUGAAGCUGGGGCCAGCCUUGAAGAUAUGCUACCACAUUGACAGACUGAAGCAGGGAAAAUUCUGAUUUUGAACUCAUCGUAUCGGAACGUACUCAGUAACUACUAAACUUCCAGAACGAGCCAUUUGCCCGGCCCCUAAUGAAAGGAGCACAUUAAUGGGGAUUUACUCACUUCUGGCUCAGCAUUCAAAUGCUGUGUGUCUUUCAGCAAAACCGUGAUACCAGCGAAACAGGAUUUUUUUCAGUGCUUUGAAUCACCAGUGAGAGGAAAAUCUUUGGACUUAUACAUUUGUUAUGUAAAGGCUGCAGCCCACAAUGAAAUGUAGCCGCUCUGAAUUUUCAGUAUUGGUUAGGAGAAGUCGCUAUCCACCUGGCGUGAAACAUUUUAAGAAAAUGCUCUGGAUAUUGCUGUUGUGUAGCAGUUUUAUUUCAUUUUACAAGAUUCUUUCAGUUAUGCAUUACUUAUUCCUCUUUACAGUGGGACCGGCUGUAUGUUAUACAAGCAUUUCACUGUGAUUGGCAUCUGCUAGUGACCAAGAAUCACUUUAUGCUAUUUGGCUGUGUCUCUCAUGUAUUUUAAGUGCUGGAAGGAGUUAGUCAGACUCAAAAGCAGUGAUGAAGCAAUGCCUUUUAUUUUUCUUCAGUUUGCUCCAAACAGAGAAGAAAAUUUUAAAAGUAAGUUAAAGGAAUUUUUUUAUAUUCUAUAAAUCAAGCCUCUAAACCAAGACUCUGAGGAGAAAAAUAGGGAAGGUGGUGUAAUUCCUUUAAUGAUGGAAAAAGUCAGUAUUCUUUUUGUAGCAAGAAUCUAAUUUCUGUACGACAACACUAUGUACAGUCCUUUUUUCUUUUGCUAAUACACUUGCUUUAUUUUAUUGUUUCUUCAUUUUUGUUACCAAGUCUGAAAUUUUGUACAAGAUGUUAUUUAGCAGAAUUGAACAUGUGGCAUUUGUGGUUUCUAAACUUUUACAUAUGGCAAACGUCCGAUUGGAGUCAUUAAUAAUGCAAACUAAGUCAAUCUGAGGAAAUUCAUAAUUUAAAUGGCCUUUUUUUGAAAGAAAGAUCUAUGCUUUGCCAAUUCCUCACUGUCAUCCACCUCCCCUUCACUCCCCACCAUCUGAAGAUGAUUGCUGGGAUACAGUUUCUAUGGGUGCUGGUCACUCUCUGCUCCUUCACCUCCCAGCCAUUUAUGACGUUAGCAGGCAGUUUAACUUUUGGGGAUGUUACAUUGAAGCUCAACUCUGUAUUCACCCAUGUACCCUUUCCAGGAGAUGCCAGUUUAUAAUCGAGAAUUGGAACGCUGACUUCCCUUCACCCUCCAAGCCCAGAGUACCAAAAGCCUAUUGCAAAAUAGAGAUCACCACCCACGCUGAGAUGGGUUUAUCCUACACACAUUGGAAUUCAUUGCUGGGAUCUGCUUCUUUGUGUAUGUUACAGACCAACUGGAUUAUUGGGGAAAACAGAUUUAACUGUUGUAAGUUUGUAAUUAUAUGACUAUUCCAAUAUUGUGCAGAUUGUACCCCUGAGGGAAAAAUCAGUAAUGCUUGGAAAUGAACAUGCUGUUUGUACUGAAAUAAAAGGAAAAUGUUAA